Messenger RNA from Dinoponera quadriceps, 3949 nucleotides. It is a transcript of the gene Fkbp59, whose product is annotated as FK506-binding protein 59. The record is from RefSeq and is a predicted model, not a curated record. The coding region runs from base 324 to 1733 and encodes 469 amino acids. Gene Ontology annotation, molecular function: peptidyl-prolyl cis-trans isomerase activity; protein binding. The transcript has 6 exons. Lineage: Eukaryota; Metazoa; Arthropoda; Insecta; Hymenoptera; Formicidae.
UUCUUAAGUUUAAAACACUAAUAUGGAAUCUUCAUUAUCCGCGGAAUAUCGUCGAUAAGGUAGGGUGCCUAAUUCAAUGCUUAUUUUUCAGCGAAGACGCGAACCCACGAGGAGAUAGAGACAUAAUCAAACGUGACAUCGACUAUCGGUACCGGUAGCGCGGAUUUUCUGGCAAAUUCCAUGAAAUUGAUUACUCAGAUACCACGACUGGAGAAACUAGUUUCUUUGGGAUCGCCGGCGCGUACGCUUGCAAGGAUUUGCGUUUGCUUCAGCGAAGCAAAUACGUACGAACAAAAAGCCAAACGCUUCUACCUCGUAAGACAAUGGCUGCGAUAGAUUUAUCUCCCGCGAAAGACAACGGUGUGUUGAAGGAAAUUAUUCAAGAAGGACAAGGAGAUGAAACUCCUACGGUUGGUUGCAAGGUAAAGGUCCACUAUACUGGCACUUUGUUGGACGGGACGAAAUUUGACUCCAGCAAAGACAGGGGUAAGCCAUUCAAGUUUGAUCUGGGACGUGGUAGUGUCAUUAAAGCAUGGGACAUCGGAGUGGCGAGUAUGAAAAAAGGUGAAGUAGCUAUACUGACGUGUGCUCCUGAAUAUGCUUAUGGCAAAAAUGGUAGCCAGCCUUUGAUCCCGCCAGAUGCUACGUUAAAAUUUGAAGUCGAAUUGAUUAGCUGGAGCGGAGAAGAUCUAAGUCCAAAUAAAGACAAAAGUAUCGAGAGAUAUCAGAUUGUCGCUGGGAAGCCCUAUGUUUCUCCAGAAAAUGGCGCCAAAGUGAACAUACAUCUUAUCGGAAAAUAUAAUGAACAAAUAUUCGAAGACAGAGAUGUAGAAUUUUGCCUUGGGGAAGGAGAGAUUGUAGGAAUUGUGGAGGGUGUGGAGAUAGCGUUGAAGCGCUUUUUAGACGGAGAGAAGUCUAGAUUGCUAAUUAAAAGUAAAUAUGCAUUUAAGGAACAAGGAAACACUGAAUUCAAUAUUCCACCUAAUGCGGAUGUGGAGUAUGAAGUAGAACUCAGGAGCUUCGAGAAGGAAACCGAGAUGUGGUUGAUGAAGGCUUCAGAAAAGAUGGAACAAGCAAAGAUGCACAAAGAAAAGGGAACGAACUACUUUAAGUCCGGUAAAAUCAGCUUAGCUAUUAAAAUGUACCAGAAAGUUUUAAAGUAUUUAUCAAAUGUCGAGUCGGAUAGCGAAACGGACAGUGAAUCAAAUUCUGGAGAUGACUUUAAGCUGAAGAAGAAAGAUCUCGAGUUAGCGGCUCACUUAAAUCUCGCUCUGUGUUACCUGAAAACGGAUGAACAUAUCCUGGCGAAGGAAUCAUGCGAUGAAGCUUUAGAGUUGGACUCUCAGAACGAGAAGGCUCUGUUUAGAAGAGGAUUAGCACAUCUUGGGCUUGCAUCGCCUGAAGUUGCUAUUAAGGAUUUCCAAGAGGUCAUAAAAGUAGAACCGAAAAAUACCGCUGCGUUUAAGCAGAUUUUAAUUUGUAAUAACCUUAUUAAGAAGCAAUUAAGUAAAGAAAAGAAGCUUUAUGCGAACAUGUUCGAUAAAUUUGCGCAAGAGGAUAAACAGAAGGAGGAGGAAAAACUGAAGGAACAGCCGGAUGUAAUGCACGGGACUCUGGGAGAAUGGGGACAAGAAGAAAGACCAGGAGGUAGAGACGCGACUGCCUUUGAAAAGGAAAAUCCUAACAUACUUAUGCUCAACGCGAACGGCACCGAUGAAUUCCAAAACAUGUAAACGAUGGCUCGUAUCUCCUUUGCACUGCCCUGUGUACUGCCAAUUGAAUUUUUAUUUUUGGCACCAUCUAAGAGAGAGUACUGUUGUCACUCGAAAAUAUCGACAAAUGCAUGUCACACGUUAACACUGACUGAAAUUUUAACGAAUUUUUAAUAAUGUCCACAUUAUAUAUAUAUAUAUAUAUAUAUUGGCCUUUACGAUGUUAAUUAUUACAAUAAUUAAUUUAAAAAAUCUUCCCAAACGUCUUCUCUUAGAAAGACGAACGAAGUUUGUCGAAUUUUUAAAUAUUUUUUAGUGCGAUACAACUCAUUUUAAGGUUGUGUUAUACUUAUUUCAACAACUGCAUAUUAAUUUCCAAUUUUUACAAAAUAAUGGGCAACAGUAAUGAAAGGGCUGUCUGAAAGUAUAUCAUUCAAUUGCGCAUAGUGCCAUCGUUUAUAUUUAACAUAAUUAUUGUGUACAUUAUAAUAGCAUUUGAAGGGACUAUUAGGAUAGUUUCAUUGCAUGCUCAUCUCAUUAUGUAUGAAUUCGAAUGUUUGUCAGGAAUUGUAAAAAUAAUUUGAAAAAAUAUUAGAAGUAUACUACAUUGAUUAUAUCUAUACGAGAUAAUUAUAUAUGGAAAUAACUUACGAAGAAUAUGUACACUUCUUUAGAAAUGUACAUCAUUUUAAUUGAUUUACAAAUUGUGUGGGUACGAUAUUACAGAAUUAAAUUGUAAGAAAAGAAAUGAACGAAGAAUUUUGGUAUCAAUUAUUCAAUAUAUAAUUUGUUUUUUUUUUUACCUGUCAUAACGGACUUUAAAAAUUUCCUAUUGCUCAUAAUUAUUAAUUCGUAAAGUGAAAUAUAUAUAUAUAUAUAUGUCAUGCUUUACAAGUGAUAAAUUUACGUAAAAUGAUAUGUAUUGUAUUAUAAUAUAAUACAUACAUACAUGUUUUGUAUUUAAUUUUUCAUUCACAUGUAAAAUCUGUUUUGAAUUUUAUUUCGAAGCAUACUCGCCCAAUGCAAUUCUACUAUCAUUAACAGGCACAUAGUUAAAUAAAUAAACUAUUAUAAUAAAUAUGCAAAUUGUUUUUCCGAUAUUUCAACUGAGAUUUUAAACAUUACACAAGCAUAACCGAUCUUCAAUCGUACGACACGCUAACAUCAAUUUGAUGAUAAUUCACGAUACUUUUAAAAUCAAUAAAGAACCAAUAAGACCAAUAAAGAAAUAAAAGAAAAAACGUAACAAAUAUACAAGGUGUUUCGUCAGUAUUUUUUUCAAUUUUUAAGCAACGUAUCACAUAAGUGAGAGGUGUUGCGAAAUUUGUUGAGAUUAGAAUUAUUAUGAUUGUACUCGAAAUUGUAUUAAUUAUAUUUUAGUCACUGUGUAAGUAAAUACAAUUGAAACUGCGCGCAUAGUGAUAUACUUCGUCGAAAAUGGAAAUCACUUAGGAAGCAUAUCGAAAUGCGGGGAUAGUUUUUAAACCGUGGCGAAUUAAAAAUAGAGGUUUUUACCAACAACUUACAUAUACAAAUGGAAAUUUCGAAGUUUUUCAAUGAACUCACACCCUGACGAAAUCUUGGCUCGCGUCAUAUUCACAACAUUUUCCUUCUAACUUAUAUAACGCACUGAGAGAAUUUGACUUCUUAUAAUAUUAUAAUCACGUUACUGCAACUGUAAUUAACUUUUACACAUACAAGCCGAGAUCGUUGAAGCAAAGUUCACCUUAAAGAACAAGAUACUGUUAUCUGUAUAGGCGAUUCAAGAAAAAAAAAAACAAAGAAAGAGAAGUUGCUUAUUUUCUAUUUAUUUUAUUGGCCUUGUCUCCCGAGAGAUAUUCCCAUAUCUCUCGGUAUUAUUCCCGUUAAGAAAAAGAAUCGUUUCAUUCCUCGGCCUCCCGACAACAAGCGAUCCGACCCUCGCCGAGUGCGUGAGACAGGCGCGCUUGUUACCGGACACCCUGUGUAUGUACGUUCGAGACGACGGGAAUUCUUCUCUCUCGGAGCGCCCCCAGCCUGCCGCACCGCCCUGGUUCGAUAAAGAGAAAGAGAGAGAGGGACAAAAAUAGCCCUCUCCGUCUAGAGCGCAGACGUAUCAGAUAAGGCAUCUCCGGGUGCUGAUUGCCAGCCAGUGCAAGAACGUCCGAGCUCGCGUGACGACAGACAGUGCCGUCGUCGUCUGCUAGACCGGGGCGGCCGUCGUCUGCAGGAAAGGAUACACACUCGCCGAAAUAUGC